This is a messenger RNA of Acipenser ruthenus (sterlet), 2611 nucleotides long. Its product is annotated as transmembrane O-methyltransferase homolog. Gene Ontology annotation, biological process: catecholamine catabolic process; dopamine metabolic process; developmental process. Gene Ontology annotation, molecular function: catechol O-methyltransferase activity. The coding region runs from base 555 to 1379 and encodes 274 amino acids. Lineage: Eukaryota; Metazoa; Chordata; Actinopteri; Acipenseriformes; Acipenseridae. The transcript is spliced from 5 exons. The record is from RefSeq and is a predicted model, not a curated record.
UAUAAAGCAGUGUGUCUAAAACAAUUUUUCCAGCUAUUUUUAAAGAUAUUUCAUGCAUGAAAUGGUCAAUAACAUGGUAGCAGGAGAAUCCCCUGUUUGUAGCUUACUGACUACCUGUAAGCAGAGAACUACUGGUAUUGCGGGUGACGGUGAUGCUGUAUCAGGGGUAUGGAGUAAGGGAUAUGGUGUGGCUGGGGGUGACGAGAAACUCUCAAGCAUCUGUAAAUGUAUGAUACCUUUUGGUUAAAGAUGGUGAAUUGUUAUGUAAAAGAAAGAAAUGAGAUUUCUAUAGUACAGUGACCAUUUAGAUCUUUCCAGUGAAUUCUAGGUACAGUAACCUGAUCCCUGUUCCACAUGCACCUGUCAAACAGAACAUGAUCCCUCUCCCUUUGCAUGUCUGGAUUGUUCUACUGGCUGGAGGUCAGUUAUCAAUAAUGCACGCUCCCUAUUUCUUCGCUGUGACUUAAACUGGAGCACAGAGCAAGCAUCUCUCAGCCAUCAGUCCAGCGUACAGCUCCAAACAGUUUGCAGUUCUGGUUGGAAAAUGGUCUUCAAUGACAGUGCAGUUGUAUCUGAGAAGGAGCUCUGGUAGAUCAGAGAUGGUGUCCCCAGCAAUUGUGCUGGCUUUCGUCCCUUUACUCGUGACGCUGAUAAUCCGGUACCGGUACCACUUCCUGCUGUUGUACCGGGCCGUGCUGGUUCGCAUGGUGCUGGACUGCACGACAGGGAUCUCCCGUGAAGAGCGGGCGUUUCAGUACCUGCUCACACAUUCCCUCCCAGGGGACCCGGACAGCAUCCUGGACACCUUCGACCACUGGUCCAGCCGUGUGGAGUACAUGAGCAACAUUGGCCCCAAGAAAGGUAAAGUUCUGGACCGCCUCAUUACGGACAAUACCCCUCUGACUGUGCUGGAGCUGGGCACACACUGUGGCUACUCUGCGGUCCGUAUCGCACGUGGACUGCCCCUUGGUGCCAGGCUCUAUUCUGUUGAGAUGGAUGAGUGCAAUGCCGCCAUAGCCGAGAAGGUCAUCCGAUUGGCUGGAUUUGAUGAUGACACGGUGGAGCUGAUUGUGAGCCCCUCAGAGGAGGUGAUCCCCCAGUUGAGGGAGCGCUUUGGGAUUGAACGUCUGGACUUCGUGUUCAUGGACCACUGGAAGCGCUGCUACCUACGAGACCUGCAGCUGCUGGAGGGGAGCGGGCUGCUGGGGAAGGGAAGCAUUAUCCUGGCAGACAAUAUCAUCUUCCCCGGGGCACCGCACUUCCUGCGCUACGUCAAGAGCUCCGGCCUGUACCAGCACCGCAUUCACCAGGCCACGCUGGAAUACUUCCGGGGCAUCCGAGACGGCAUGGCAGAGCUCACCUUCAUCGGAACCAAGUAGAAACCUGUCUGUGAAGACAGAAGGGGCUGCUACCUGUUAACUUUUAAUAUUGAAGAGUUAAUACAUGCUGUGAUAAUUUGUCAGUAUUUUAAUGCUUAUUUCAACAGACUUUAUUUUUUUUAAUGUUAUUUGUCUCUAUUCAGAUUGUAUUUAAAUGUUGUCAACACAAAUUUGAUUGAGUUAGUAGGGCUAGAUUAUGGCUAGAAUUAGUUUUGCGAGUUGGUUAUUUAAGUUACUAUUGCUUCCUUAUUCACACAGAAUUCUAGCUCCUUUUUUACGGUAGGAUUCUUUUUGGGGUCAGCAAUAAGUAAACUGAAAUACUAUAUCUAUACCACCUUGCAUUACCUUUUAUAUGAAAACCAUUUACUCAUACAGGGUCAAAUCAGUAACAUCAUGGAUUUUUUAAAUUUAAUAAACAUGAGAACAAUUGCAAAUGAUCACCAUUUUAUUUUUAAAAGACUUUAGAUUCUUCUCUUUUGGUGUGGUUCUUUCAGAAUAUUUUCUUUAAGUGUUUUUACAAUACUGUACAGAAUGCUUAUUUGUUCAUUACAUUUUAUAUAUCAUCUUAUUUUCAGAAUGGUUUGAUAUUUAAUUAAAUACUCAAUGUCCAAUUAAGCGAGCAGCUGCCAACCUGGUUAAGUCCUUUUAAAUAUGUAAUUUAAGGGGAAGUAAUUUUAAAGCCAUUGUUUUAUAUAGAAUAUACAACCCAUUUUCACUAACUUGGUUAUUUUUUAAAAUCUGGAAUUAUUUCUCAAAUGGCAGUCAACCAUGAAAAUGAACACAAAUAAAGAAUUCAAUUGGACAGUAGACUACCAGAAGGGUGAAGACAUGCUGUUGGCAUCUGAACAUUUCAGGGCAAAGUUCUUUGGUAAUAAUCAGUGUUUGUAUUACAGGCAAUUAACACAGACAAUCUAAAGCACUUGGUUCACAGUUCAUUUUCUAAAGUUUAGAUUGAGCAGUAAGAUGGAUUGUGAAGCAUUGAUCUAAUGCACAGACAAUGAGUGAUCAGUACAUUGUGUUCAUGAAUAAAAAAACAACACUUCAGAACAAGCUCUUCUUUAUACAGGAAAAUGUGAGACCUACAAUGACAGAAAAUAAGGAAGAAAGAUAUACUAAAACAAUUGUUAAGUGCUGUGAUGCUUGAAAGGUGUAGAAUUGCUGCUGGUUGAAACUCAUAUAUGUAUUACACUAUAUACUGAUAUACAAAUACCCUUAUAUCUCCCUCUCUAUAC